Messenger RNA from Callithrix jacchus (white-tufted-ear marmoset), 505 nucleotides. Its product is annotated as cytochrome c oxidase assembly protein COX14-like. Gene Ontology annotation, cellular component: mitochondrion. Gene Ontology annotation, biological process: mitochondrial respiratory chain complex IV assembly. The record is from RefSeq and is a predicted model, not a curated record. Lineage: Eukaryota; Metazoa; Chordata; Mammalia; Primates; Cebidae.
GACAGUGGCAGUGAGACGCUGCCUGCCUGAGGAGGCCUCGGUUGGAUGCAAAGGAGCUGCGGCAUCCAGGUGGCAAGAUGCCAACUGCCAAGCAGCUAGCUGACAUUGGCUAUAAGACCUUCUCUUCCUCCAUGAUGCUCCUCACUGUGUAUGAGGGGUACCUCUGCAGUGUCAAAGUCUAUCACUAUUUCCAACGGCGCAGAGCCCAGCACCAGGCCGCGAAAGAACAGAAGACCUCAGGAAACCUGUAGAACUGAGGGGCUUUUUCUCCUAGCAGAGAGGCCCAAGGCAUGCUGUGAUGAGACCUCACCUGCCACCAUUUCCAAGUCAAGAGGACUAGAGCCUUGGUUUUCAAACUCUGUUGGAAGAAGGUGCCCAUGGUUUCUCUGGUUCUGCCAGUCUGUGCCAGUUUGAGUUUGUGGCGGCUAUUGAAUCAUAAUAGGAAUGUGAGGGUGAGGUAUACCUACAGACAUUAAAUAUUCUGCCAUGUCAAAAAAAAAAAAAA